This is a messenger RNA of Planococcus citri (citrus mealybug), 2204 nucleotides long. It is a transcript of the gene sob, whose product is annotated as sister of odd and bowl. The record is from RefSeq and is a predicted model, not a curated record. Gene Ontology annotation, cellular component: nucleus. Gene Ontology annotation, biological process: embryo development; regulation of transcription by RNA polymerase II; embryonic pattern specification. Lineage: Eukaryota; Metazoa; Arthropoda; Insecta; Hemiptera; Pseudococcidae. Bases 732 to 1865 code for a protein of 377 amino acids. The transcript has 4 exons. Gene Ontology annotation, molecular function: DNA-binding transcription factor activity, RNA polymerase II-specific; RNA polymerase II transcription regulatory region sequence-specific DNA binding.
GUGGGUUGACGUGUGGACGUUAACAAGCCGAUACUUUCGGAGGAUUGGUUUACAAGCCUUCGAACCCGUUUGGCCGCCGAGAGAGGAAGGCGCAAGGCGCAAAACGUAUCGGCGAGGUAGGGUACGUGGUACGGAUACGAUAGCGGGCCAGGUGGCUAGUAUCGGCCCAUUACUCUCGCAAGUCGGCAGCGCAUUUCUCUUUUCGUCCAACUCGACGCGUAUCCGCGACCAAGAGAAUAUGCCACGCGUGUACCCGAAACAUUGAUGAAAAAAAUAGUAAAAAUCUCGCCGCAGAAUUCGUCAGUUCGUCGUGUUCAAUUCGGUUUAAAUUUCGCGACGUGCGCGCCCCCAAAAGUGACACCCUGGUAACAGGUCAACGACUCAUCGACUCAUCGACUCGACAAAUUCAUCCUACGAAGGGAUCGACUUCCCCUCUACCUUCGCGUAUCGCGCAUCGCGCCCCCUAGACUGUUUUCUUAUCACUAUCAACCCCCCACCCCUUGAACGUGACUCAUACUCGAACCCUUCGUGCGCGUAAAUGCGAUUUCGAGAUAACGAAUCCACAUAUCAACGUUGUUUUGGUUGCUGAGAAAUAAUUUUUCCAAAGUAAUAUUAUCAACGGCUGUCGGAUUUUUCAAAUUUAUUUCCCGCCAGAUUGCCAGGCCCCGAGGAUUGGGCAAUAUUUUGGAGCUGAAACGAGUACAGAACCUAAUGCCAGACCAAUUCGUACAAUGCAACAGCAAAAAUUAGUCUCAGAUCCGGACUCGUUGAAUACCAAAAUCCCCGACAUCAUGGCCAUGAUCGACACAGACGUAUCUAGCUCAUCCACAUCGAAAUCAUCAAACGCCAGCCAAAUUCUAACAUUUCAAGAAGAACUGCAACGUUCCCUACAAAGUGUCGCCCUCACCAUUCAAACCGCCAUGAUGACAUCUCCUCAGCAAGCUGUCUUGACCCCUGGCUCGCCGGCUUACUUAGCACUCUACCUGCAAGCAGUCGAUUCGUAUUUCGCUCUCCAAAGAUUAACUGUAAACGCUCAACGACAAAAUGAUCACUUGAAGGCGAUCUCUAUGGAUGAUUUUUCGCUCUUGAGUGAUGCGGAUUUAUUGCACUCGCCUCCUUUGGAUAAGAAAUCCAACGAAGAUCUGAGCCCACCGCCGACCUUAUUGAUAUGUAAAUCUAGUACUACGACGACGGCGACACCUCUUUCAUCUUCGUCGAUUGGGUUGGGAUCGAAUGGGAAUGCUGAAAGUGCGACUAUUGUACAGGCGACAUCUUCAUCCAACGUUAGACCUAAGAAACAAUUCAUUUGUAAAUUCUGCAAUCGACAAUUCACCAAAUCGUACAAUUUACUUAUUCACGAAAGAACUCAUACCGAUGAACGACCUUACUCUUGUGAUAUUUGUGGAAAAGCGUUCAGACGACAGGAUCAUCUUAGAGAUCAUAGAUACAUCCACUCGAAAGAGAAACCCUUCAAAUGCACCGAAUGCGGCAAAGGAUUCUGCCAAUCGCGUACUCUGGCCGUGCACAAAAUCCUCCACUUGGAAGAAUCACCCCAUAAAUGUCCCGUCUGCAGUCGAAGCUUCAACCAGAGAUCGAAUCUGAAAACUCAUCUGCUCACUCACACAGACAUCAAACCUUACAACUGUUCUUCGUGUGGCAAAGUCUUCAGACGGAAUUGCGAUCUACGUAGGCAUAGUUUGACUCAUAAUCUGAACACGUCUUCGUCGAGUUCAGCGGCGCCUUCUGCGACGACCACCAUAGCUAAUAACGUAACCGAUAUAUCGGCCGAUAAAAUGGAUAUAAAUUCCAAUUCUACGACGUUGCUGGACGCAGCAUCUUCAUCGCCGGCUACGAUCCAGUACUAAAAUCGUUUGUUUUUUUAGAGAAGGAGAGAUAAACCAGACGUGACGUCAUCGUGUAUGGAAAUUUUGAAAUAAAAACGAAUCAACUUCUCGCGAGUGAUCUCAAAAAAUCGUAUAUUUUGAAUUAUUGAAUUUUUUUGAACUAUGUUUAUGAAGUUAUUACUUAUUGUGUACGUAUAGAUGAUGUUAAUAUGUCUAUAGGCCCUUUUUCCAUGUCCUUCCUCACUCAGUGUACCCAGUACCUAGACCUAUACCCGUAAACUAUUUAUUUUUAAUGUAUUAUCAUUGUGUGUACACGCGUGUAAAUAUUUUAUUAAACUUUUUUCCUCUUUUAUACACAAA